AUGGGUGUGCAUUUUGAUGAUAAUGCUAACACAACGUGGGAAGCCACAGACCCUGGCGUUUCAAGUGAUUGCGAUGGACAGCACCGUGUGACUGAGUCUAUACAACUGCAGAACUUUUCCAAUACAGACAUGGAAAGUAUGCUUGAUGAAGAAGGGAGAGAAAACAGUAAGUCAAAAUGGUUACUAUUAAAAAGGAAACAUCCUAUACAAAAGUUUAUUGAAAGAGUUUGGAAUGGCCCUGUUGAGCCAAGUGACGAACCGCCUAGCUUUCCUAAACGUUGGGGAUGGCUGAAGAAGAUAGAUGAUUUUCCGCAGACUACAUUCAAAACUAAAAUACCAAGUAAGUUGAUACGACUGUUGCUACUGAUUGUGUACUGCUGCUUUUGGAUGCGCAUUUUUUAUUCUCUCAUAUACCCCUAUCUUAUCAAGCCGCCAUACUUCCAUCCAAAUGAUGGCUCAGAAAAGAUUCCUAUAUUGUCUUUAAGUUGCAAUUCCUACUUGAACUGGGAGGGUACCAAUAACGAAUGUGGUUUAAAUGCUAAAAACUGCGGUCCACUUGAUAAUAAAGAAUACAUGAUCAGAUGUCCAGCACUGUGUGAUAGAGGUGGAUGGACAUACUCCGCCAUUGCCGUAGGGAAUAGGAGAGUCAAAUAUACAGGGUAUGAAAUUGGCGGAGGUGCCCUGUUUAGCGAAGAAGACCCGAUGGUCGUGUCCUACCCUUAUAGAAGUGACUCGUUUCCAUGCGCCUCUGCAGUACAUGCAGGUGUUAUCUCACCAUUUUACGGUGGCUGUACCAAAGUUUCUAUGCAAGGGGCCCAAAAUUCUUUUCCAUCAAAAAAAGGAAUGUAUAACACUGGGUUUUCAGUAGCAUUCAAUUCAUUUUUUCCCGGUUCAUAUUCAUUCAGAGAUAUACAAGGCGGUAUCCUGUCGGGCUGUUAUGAUCCUCGAGCAGCUGUGGUCGCAUUGAAUAUGCUUUUUGGACUGCCAAUAUUUUAUUUGUAUGACAGUAUUUACGGGUACUGGAUAAACACGAUAGUGGGCUAUUGGACUCUUGUAUUAUCUCUAGACCCUCCAUUACUAACGGAUGCACAUGACCCAGCUAGCGUGUAUGAGCUUUUCAGUGUGGGAUUUCAAAGACUUUUACCUUUAUGCUUUGUUUUAUACGUCGUUUGGAAGAGUGCGGUGAAAAGAACACUAGAAAAUGGAUCGCCCAUAGCAAAAGUAAUACUUUGGUACCCCACAUUUUGGUUGGGAAUCUCAAAUAAUGUCACAUUUGACCGAUUACCUGUUGAUAGACUUACGACGACGGAUUUGAAAGAGCAGGCUGGAGCACUGACUGCUGUGGGAUCUAUUGCAGCCACUAUUCUUACAUGCGCAGUUAUACAGGCUUAUUCACUCUGGAAAUCAGGAAGAUUCAAAAAGUAUUUUAAAAUAUACAUUUGUUUCAUUGGCGGAUUAAUAGCUUUGGGAUCUUUGCCGGGACUGAACUUGAGGAUACAUCACUACAUCUUAGGUUCUAUACUGGUUCCAGGCUGUGCCACGAGAGGAUCAUCUGCAUAUCUGUUCCAAGGAAUUUUAGUCGGGUUAAUUCUGUCUGGUGUAGCAAGAUGGGAUUUUGCAAGCAUAGUUGAGACAGAUACGGCCUUGUUAAGAGGAGAAGCAGGUGCUUCUUUGAAGCCACCUAUACUGGAUUUUAACGACGAUCAAAACCAUUCUCUGUCGUGGCAUCUAAAUGCAACUGAUCCAGUAAUUGAUCAAAUAGGAAACAUCGACGGUUUUUCAUUACUUUUGAACGAUGUGGAAGUGUACGUAGGCAAGAAUGAGACUGUGAGUAUCGAUGUUCUUCGGAUGGAGAAUCCAGCACUUGCUCAAAUGAUGGACGAUGCUCUUGAUGCCUCUAACGGGACAAUAGACUUGUAUUUAAGAGUGGCUCGUGCCUCUGUACGGUCUCCAACGAAUAGAGGUGACUAUACGAAUGCAGGAGUUUUACAGUGGCCGAACGGAAUGUGGCAAAAGCCUGAACCAGGCGUAUCAUAA
Molecule: messenger RNA, 2037 nt
Organism: Saccharomyces cerevisiae S288C
Lineage: Eukaryota; Fungi; Ascomycota; Saccharomycetes; Saccharomycetales; Saccharomycetaceae
Gene: YIL067C
Exons: 1
Coding region: 1-2037 (678 amino acids)
Cellular component (GO): vacuolar membrane
Source: RefSeq, marked reviewed